This is a messenger RNA of Pterocles gutturalis (yellow-throated sandgrouse), 1455 nucleotides long. It is a transcript of the gene TYR, whose product is annotated as tyrosinase. The annotation marks the transcript as partial. Gene Ontology annotation, biological process: pigmentation; melanin biosynthetic process. Gene Ontology annotation, molecular function: tyrosinase activity. The record is from RefSeq and is a predicted model, not a curated record. NCBI's taxonomy places the organism in Eukaryota, Metazoa, Chordata, Aves, Pterocliformes, Pteroclidae. The transcript is spliced from 4 exons.
UUCUUUCACACCCAGGACUUUGGAAGGGUCAGAGAGAGCGCUCCAUGCACUGAAGUGUAACGCUGAUGCUCUCCUGCUGCUUUGCGAGGAUGUCCCUGUUUGCCAUGGGUUUUCUGCUCGUCAUCCUUCAGCCGUCCACCGGGCAGUUCCCCAGAGCCUGUGCAAACACGCCGAGCUUGCUGAGGAAGGAGUGCUGUCCCACAUGGGAUGGAGACGGGUCCCCUUGCGGGGAGUUUUCUGGCAGGGGGUUCUGCGAGAACAUCCUUCUCUCUCAGGCUCCGCUGGGACCACAGUUCCCGUUCUCAGGAGUGGAUGACAGAGAGGACUGGCCUUCUGUGUUUUACAACCGGACGUGUCAGUGCAACGGCAACUUCAUGGGAUUCAACUGCGGGGAGUGCAAGUUUGGUUUCACAGGACCCAGAUGCACUGAAAGGCAAGUGAGAAUAAGAAGAAACAUCUUCCAGCUCACCACCAGGGAGAAGGACAGGUUUCUUGCCUACCUUAACUUGGCGAAGAGCACCCCUAGCCAGGACUAUGUUAUUGCUAUCGGCACGUAUGGUCAGAUGAACAACGGCCUGAACCCGAUGUUCAGAAACAUCAACGUGUAUGAUCUCUUUGUGUGGAUGCAUUAUUAUGCCUCUCGAGACACACUCUUGGGUGGGUCUAAUGUGUGGCGGGAUGUUGAUUUUGCCCAUGAAGCCCCUGGUUUUCUGCCUUGGCAUCGAGCCUUUCUGCUGUUGUGGGAACGUGAGAUUCAGAAGAUAACAGGUGACGAGAGCUUCACCAUCCCCUACUGGGACUGGAGAGAUGCAAGGGACUGUGUGGUCUGCACUGAUGAAUACAUGGGUGGCAGACAUCCCACCAAUCCUAAUUUACUCAGCCCAGCAUCAUUUUUCUCCUCGUGGCAGGUAAUUUGUACUCGAUCUGAAGAGUACAACAGCCGACAGACUUUAUGCAAUGCCGCAAGUGAGGGCCCUAUACUGCGAAAUCCUGGGAACAAUGAUAAAUCAAGGACCCCAAGGCUCCCAUCUUCAGCUGAAGUUGAAUUUUGUCUGACACUGACUAACUAUGAAUCUGGAUCCAUGGAUAAAAUGGCCAAUUUCAGUUUCCGAAACACUUUGGAAGGCUUUGCUGAUCCACGAACUGGAAUAUCAAACAUAUCUCAAAGCGGUUUGCAUAAUGCACUUCACAUCUACAUGAAUGGCUCCAUGUCCCAAGUACAAGGCUCUGCAAAUGAUCCUAUCUUUGUACUACACCACGCAUUUGUUGACAGCAUUUUUGAGCGAUGGUUAAGAAGACACAGGCCCAUGCUAGAAGUUUAUCCAGCAGCCAACGCACCCAUUGGGCACAACCGAGAAAAUUACAUGGUCCCCUUUAUCCCCCUCUACAGAAAUGGAGAAUUUUUUAGAUUCUCAAGAGAGCUGGGAUAUGACUAUGAGUAUAUGCAAGAACCAG